This is a messenger RNA of Photinus pyralis (common eastern firefly), 2274 nucleotides long. It is a transcript of the gene mip130, whose product is annotated as protein lin-9 homolog. Gene Ontology annotation, cellular component: nucleoplasm; transcription repressor complex. The transcript has 2 exons. Gene Ontology annotation, molecular function: DNA binding. Gene Ontology annotation, biological process: regulation of cell cycle; DNA-templated transcription; regulation of transcription by RNA polymerase II. The record is from RefSeq and is a predicted model, not a curated record. The coding region runs from base 113 to 1927 and encodes 604 amino acids. NCBI's taxonomy places the organism in Eukaryota, Metazoa, Arthropoda, Insecta, Coleoptera, Lampyridae.
UAAAGUGAUAUUAGCCUCAAAUGUAAACGAAGCUAUUUUUAAAAUAUUGUCAGAUUGGAACACUACGCGCCUGUGUUCUCCCAUAAUUCCUCAGUUCAUCACAAAAUAAAAUAUGGCAGACGAACUUGAAAGUGAAUCUGCUGUGGCUCUGCUGGAGUUUAAGAAUGGUAGGAAAAUGACUAACGACGACAUGCAUGUGAAACAAGAGGCUGUGGAUGAUGAUGAAGACAGUAAUAUGGAAAUUGACGAAGACGACAUACCCAAGCUUGGGCCUGCUGCUCUUGGGCUUCAGCGUGUUGGUGCACCGUCUACGCCCAAGCAGGGGUUAUCACAACCUCCACAAGUGCUGAACGCCAGAGGGAUGCCGGCAAGGAUACGUAAGAAAAACAAGCUAUAUUACGAUGAUGACAUCAUUAACACACCUCACCAUCGAGUACCGUCGUCUAAGAAGUCCACCCCCAUUUCCAACAAGAAGCAGAAGAUCGUUACUCCAACACGAACAAUGAAAGAAGCCCCAAAACCUACACCAACGCCAAAGAAAUACGCUUUAAACAGAGAGGGCAGACCUCAAAGUAUGUCACCGGUUCCACAACAAUCGCCCGAUCGAAAAAUAGGCCAGAAAAUCGGAAUGAGGUUAAGAAAUUUGCUCAAACUUCCCAAAGCACAUAAGUGGGUAUGUUACGAGUGGUUCUACAGUAACAUCGAUCGGUGCCUGUUUGCGGGCGAAAACGACUUUACCAUAUGCCUCAAGGAGUCCUUCCCGGAGCUAAAGACGCGCGAUCUCACUCGAAUCGAAUGGACUAAAGUACGCCGUAUGAUGGGUAAACCUCGUCGUUGCUCUCAAUCCUUUUUUAACGAGGAACGAUUAGAAUUAGAAAAGAAACGGAACAAAAUACGGGCGCUGCAACAACGAAAGGCCACAGACAUGUCAAGCUUUAAAGACCUACCCCCCGAAAUACCAAUGCAGCUCGUAAUCGGAACCAAAGUGACCGCGCGCAUUCGAAAACCACAAGACGGUCUGUUCACCGGUAGCAUAGACGCUGUAGAUACCUCCAACAACACUUACCGGAUAACAUUCGAAAGACACGGUUUAGGAACUCACUCGGUACCUGACUACGAAGUUCUCUCAAACGAACCUCCAGACACGAUGACGACCCUCAACUUUCAGCAUAAAUUCAGGCCACGCAACGGCAUUUCGCCCUACGGCAGUACAAACAAAAGUCCCGCUCUCACCCACUUUAAAAAACGUGAUCCUCUACUAGCAAGUUCGGGGAUUAGGCCGACUCUCUCGCCGGUCGAUGGUCACAUCGGAAGUUUUCCCGUCAAACUUCUGGAAAAAAUAGUUCUAGUGACGAAAAUUCUAACGGUGAAGAAGGCGAAAAUUAAACUACUGAAAAGCAUGAAUACGGAGGCGGAAAAGUUCAGUUCGUUUGAAACGUUAAUGCCCGACAACUUCGAGAGGAAGUACGCGAGCAUUCUAAUCGACUUGGAGAAGCUAAAUCACGAUCUCAAGAAUUAUCUCGACGAGAUUCAAGUGCACUGCCACGAAAUCGCUCCAGAACCUAGUGUCGCCGCAAUGUUGGCGCCGAGUUUAUUACGUGAAAAGUGUCGCGAGGAAGCCACCGAAAUUGUGCAACGUAACAAUACAGUUAUAGCGUCGGAUAAAGGCCCCGUGACGAAUGCGUCAAUACUCGAGUUAAUUACCGACUUAACCGCCCUUAUGUUACAAGUUAAAAGUCUGUCGGAUUCGGACCAAAAUGCUUAUGAGUUGCAGGUACUGCAAGGUACAAUGGAGGUUGUAAAAAGAAAAUUAACGGUAUCGAAUCAGUUAGCUUUUCAAAAUCACGUCGAGGUUCAUAUGAAACACAUACAAAAAGGUCUCGGCCAGGCUUCAAAUAAAUCAUUACCAACUGCAGAAACAAAAUGAUACAAUUUUGUUUUUAUCUUGUAUAAAUGGUUGUAAGAUUUAUUAGCAGCCUGUGCAAUACCCAUUUUUUAAAUGUGAUCCCUAUCGUAAAUGUAAUUUUAUUUUUACUGAUUUUUUUGUGAAUUUUACAGGUUAUUGACCGAAUUUUUGGAAUUUUUCAAGUGAAAUGAUUUAUUGCGCGUGUUUCAUUCAUAUGAUUAAGAAAUAAACGACAUUUUUUUAUUUUCCAACAUAUGUAUAAAUAAGAACCAAGGUUUAGAUCAAUAAGGAAAGGUUAUAGUUUUAUGCAUGUAUAAAUAAUUGUGAUGUUAAUGUAAAAAGUUUUGAAUAUAUAUAAUUAAUUUCAA